Pieris rapae (cabbage white) is the source of this 1316-nucleotide messenger RNA. Its product is annotated as acyl-CoA Delta(11) desaturase-like. The record is from RefSeq and is a predicted model, not a curated record. Gene Ontology annotation, cellular component: endoplasmic reticulum membrane. The transcript is spliced from 6 exons. Gene Ontology annotation, biological process: unsaturated fatty acid biosynthetic process. NCBI's taxonomy places the organism in Eukaryota, Metazoa, Arthropoda, Insecta, Lepidoptera, Pieridae. Bases 226 to 1209 code for a protein of 327 amino acids. Gene Ontology annotation, molecular function: iron ion binding; stearoyl-CoA 9-desaturase activity.
CGGAGAUGUAAAACGUUUUACGGUAGUUAUUUUAAUAAAUAAAUAGAAUAAAAAAAGCCCGCAAUACGAUAUUUGUUAAAUAAUGUGUGUAUAAAUCUCAUUAGUUGGAAAAGGAAAGGAGAAAUAGCAGUGGUAACCUUUUGCGGUUCCGAACUGAAAAUUUAAUAGAUUCUAAAUGCGUAUUUCCUCUUUCUUAAUGGAAUAAAUCGUAAGGAAGCAAAUAAAAUGGCGCCAAAUACUACAGAGGAAAGAUGUCUUCGGCCCACAGAAGGUGAUUUCGAAAAGCUAAUAGCACCACAGGCUGCACCUCGGAAGUAUCAAAUAGUAUACAGGAAUAUAAUCACCUUUGGAUACGGUCAUUUAGCAGCAUUGUAUGGCCUAUAUCUGGGCCUUACUCAAGCAAUGUGGAAGACUUUAUUUUUUAAUUACAUACUAUUCGUGCUGGCGGCUGUUGGAGUGACAGCGGGGGCGCAUCGGCUGUGGACGCACAGAGCAUACAAGGCAAAAAUGCCCCUACAGAUUAUCCUAAUGUUCAUGAACAGUCUGGCAUUCCAGAACACAGCCAUCGACUGGAUACGAGAUCACCGGAUGCACCAUAGAUAUAGCGACACAGACGCAGAUCCUCAUAAUGCUACUCGUGGUUUUUUCUACUCCCACGUAGGCUGGCUGCUUGUAAAGAAGCAUGAAGAGGUAAAAAAGCGUGGCAAGUUUAUUGAUAUGAGUGACAUCUAUGCAAAUCCUGUACUGAUGUUUCAAAAGAAGUACGCCAUACCAUUUAUUGGUUCUGUCUGCUUUUUGCUCCCAACUUUAGUACCGGUCUACUAUUGGGGUGAGAGCUUGAAUAUCGCCUGGCACAUAUGCCUCUUCAGAUAUAUCUUCAAUCUGAACACAACCUUCCUAGUUAACAGCGCAGCUCAUCUCUGGGGAUACAAACCUUAUGAGAAAGGUAUAAAACCCGUCCAGAACAAAAUAGUCACCUUCAUGGUCUUCGGAGAAGGGUUUCAUAACUACCACCACGUAUACCCUUGGGACUAUCGCACAGCCGAGCUUGGGAACAACCGAAUGAAUUUUACAACGUUAUUUAUAGACCUCUUCGCGAAGAUAGGAUGGGCGUAUGAUUUGAAGUCUGUGCCUGAAGGGAUGAUAGAAGCACGAGCGAGAAGAACUGGUGACGGUAGUGAUUUGUGGGGGAAAAUUAGGGCAGUUUAAAAAUAAUUUAGUUCUCCAUUCGGAAUACUCUAGACGCGUUUAUUGAUAUAAUCCAGGGUAUAUAUUAUAAUUAAUACUAUAAACGCUGUUGUGAUGUAGAAUUCUUA